This is a messenger RNA of Pediculus humanus corporis (human body louse), 369 nucleotides long. RefSeq names its product hect E3 ubiquitin ligase, putative. Lineage: Eukaryota; Metazoa; Arthropoda; Insecta; Psocodea; Pediculidae. The coding region runs from base 1 to 369 and encodes 122 amino acids. The transcript has 3 exons. The record is from RefSeq and is a predicted model, not a curated record.
AUGAGACUCAUGAUUCAUCUAACCAAUGGCAGUACAAUAUUAUCUGUCGAAGAAACGUUUGAUACGAGAAACACGGGAGGAAAAAGAAGGAGUUGGGACGACGAAUACAUAUUAAAACGUCAAUUCUCCGCUCUUAUCCCCGCAUUCGAUCCCAGACCCGGAAGAACAAACGUGAAUCAAACGACCGAUUUGGAAAUACCUGCACCGGGACUUGCGAGCGAAGCAACCACGUCAACGGAAACCUGUUUAACAACUCAACCGAAACUUCAAUUGAUUUUAAGGGGUCCAAAUUUACCUGGAAUUGUUAACGUAUUUUUACGCGAAAAAAAUAUUCGAACGGAUAUCUCGAAAUUUAAAAUCGAUUCGUGA